Linum trigynum is the source of this 276-nucleotide messenger RNA. NCBI's taxonomy places the organism in Eukaryota, Viridiplantae, Streptophyta, Magnoliopsida, Malpighiales, Linaceae. The record is from the annotation of a GenBank genome assembly.
AUGUCUGAAGAGACUCCUAAACCAGCGCGUCGGGGAUUGGUGGAUGAGUUCGAAUAUGAUGGUGUUAUACUCUGUUACCAUGGUUUGAGAGUCGCUAGACGACUUGCUGUUGAUGGAGUCAACCCACCAAAGAGGUAUUUCCGAUGUCUGAUAUACGAGUACGACAAUGAUAAGGGGUGUGGUUUUCACAUGGAUUGGGACGAAGUAAUGUUACCCGCUUUUUCAGAGUCGGAUGAUGAAGAUAACACCAAGAAGACCGUGAAAAAAAUGAGUUAG